This is a messenger RNA of Gadus macrocephalus (Pacific cod), 3863 nucleotides long. RefSeq names its product interferon-induced, double-stranded RNA-activated protein kinase-like. The transcript has 18 exons. Gene Ontology annotation, biological process: protein phosphorylation. Bases 379 to 2295 code for a protein of 638 amino acids. The record is from RefSeq and is a predicted model, not a curated record. NCBI's taxonomy places the organism in Eukaryota, Metazoa, Chordata, Actinopteri, Gadiformes, Gadidae. Gene Ontology annotation, molecular function: ATP binding; protein kinase activity.
UGGUCAGUACAAUACACGGACACUUGAAGACUUAUUCUAUUUUUUUGGAUAACAAGACCGUUCGGUAUUUAGUUUGUUUAUGGACUGAGAAAGACCAUCCGUUGUUGUUGUUGAGACAUUUAAGUAUUUGGUUUAACGUCUUAAAAAAAGGAAAUAUGUUAUUUUCGUAUUCCAAUUGUUAACCAAAGCAUAAUUUCAUUUCCAUGUGCUUUAAAUAUACUGUUAUAUGGUGUAUCCGAUUUCCAUUAUGAUGAAGAAGAUGCGUUUCAGUCCAGCAAUUGGAUGAUAGUACACUGCUAUCACAAACCCAAGUAAAUUCUGUUUAUUGGUUACAUAUGCAUGAUCACAUACACUUAGGAUAUUUUGUCAUACCACGCCAUGGAAUCAAUCAACUACAUCGCUAAACUCAAUGAGUAUGUGCAGAAAAGUGGCUGCGAGUUGAAGUACGACGUGGGUUCUGAAGGCCCUGCUCAUAUUAAAAUGUUUGCUCAAACUGUGAUAUUAAACGGCAAACCAUACCCAAAGGGCGUUGGAAAAAACAAGAAGGAGGCCCGGCAAAAUGCAGCCAAACACGCUUUAGAGAGCGUUUUGGAGACUGACUCAGACCACUCCCAUGUCUCGGGGUGGUCCAUGAGGGACGCUACAGAGCCAAUUAAUCAGGCAAGGCUCACCCAACCCACCACGAUGGAACUAGGCCACACUAAACAAUGUUACAAGUUUGUGCUUGACGGUACGGAGUACCCGUCUGGCUCUGGGAGAACGAAGAAGGAGGCAAAGGAGGACGCAGCCAGGCUUGUAUAUGAGAAGAAAUGGAGAAAUCCACUCUCAAAUACCGUAGAUCAGAGUAGCAGUGUUGAGCCAUCGAGUCCUCAAACAAAUGAAUUGAAUCAAGACAUGUCGGAGGGAAUUGGUUCACCUGCAAAUAUGGAGGUGAGCCUCGGAGAGCUUUCUGGCUUGAGUGAGUUUACGUACUUGGGAAUGGACAGCCAGCAUCAGCAGGAGAACAUGUGCAAUGUGGACUUAUUGGUGAAAAGAUGUGGUCCUGCACACUGCCCUCAGGAGGUUAUUGGCGGUAGGGAGUACCCUGAAGUCGAGGGGAAGACUGCAAAGAAGGCCAGAAAAAGGACGGCAAAGGAGGCCUGGCCUGUGCUCCAAGAGCUGUUAGACUGUGACAGCAAGGCAAAUAGGAAGUCUGCCAAAUCAGAAGAGGAUGGCACAAAUAAUAAAGCAACAUCAGACACGGCAUCCUCCACAUCUGGUAGCUGGAUUCAGUUCAGCAAUUCCUCUGCACCUCCCAAGGAAGAAAAAUUGGGUAUCAAGGCUAAAAUUAAACUUGGAGAGAAAUUCAAAAAAGAACCAUCCGAUACACCAAGAGGUCCAACUACUUCUAAGUUCUUAACAGAAUACGACAAUUUUGAGUGUAUUGGGCAAGGGGGCUAUGGUCACGUUCACAAGGCAAGGAUGAAACACUUGGAUACGUAUUACGCGGUCAAGAUGGUGCUCAAUGAAGAGAAUGCUCUGCGUGAGGCAAAGAUUUUAGCAAAGCUACAGCAUCCUAAUAUCGUUCGAUAUUACACCUCCUGGACUGAGGAUCAGGAAAACAUUCCUCCCAACUGUAAAUGUCUCAGGACUUCCCAGUCAAGCAGCGAUACGUCCAGGACUUUCCUGUACAUCCAAAUGGAGCUGUGUGAAAUGAAGGAUCUUGAGGCAUGGAUAAUUGAGAAGAACUCAUUGCAUCAGGAUACCACUCGGAAGAAGGAGAGUUUAGACAUCAUGAUGAAGAUGAUAUGUGGCGUGGAAUACAUCCACUCCCAGAAUCUAAUGCACCGGGACCUAAAGCCCUCUAACAUUAUGGUUGGAUCGGAUGGAGAGGUGAAGAUCGUGGAUUUUGGUCUGGUGACGGCAGAGAGUGACGAGGAAGGCAAUGUGUUGGAGAAAACGAUGGGCAGGGGCACUAAGUCGUUUAUGCCGCCUGAACAAAGGUACAAAAACGUAUACAACAAUAAGGUGGAUAUAUUUGCAUCCGGCUUGGUAUAUUUUUUGAUGCUGUUGAAUAUCUCCGGUCAUGAAAGGACUAAAAGUUGGGAUGACAUCAGAAAACAAAAAUUUCCAGCAGACUUCACGCUGUCAUUUCCUAAAGAGUCAUUCCUAAUUAAAUCGAUGCUACAUGAAAAUCCUGAAUCCCGACCCUCGGCUGAGGAGAUAACGGCUAACCUGGAGCGGUUGGAUUUUCCCACAGGGAGACCAACCAGAACCAACUGGGCGGACAAGGCCUGGUCAUCAGCGCCCUAUUAACGCCCUAUUAUCUAUUAACUGCACUAUGUAACUUUGGCACUCCGACGGCGGAGGAGAAAUAUGGAGCCGUUUUAUGUUUAUGUAUAUUAGGGUUGCCGCGGUGUGGACAUUUUCACACCGAGUAAUACGCUUGUGUCAACACCGGUAUAAACGGUAUUAACUUUGAAACUAUAGGUCAACCGCCAUCUUCUCCGUCAACUCUCCUCUCACACUCGGUGACAGCGGCUGGCAGCGCGCCAAUUCUCGGCGUCUUAUAACGUUCUAUAUCAGGGUAGCCGCGGGGUCUUAAAAGUCUAAUUAAAUUGCGUUACCUAAGUCUUAAUUUUUUAAAGAUGGUCUUAAAUUUCCUACUAGGAUAUGUUUUCGUAGUCAACCGGACUGUAACACAAGGGGAAAAUAGGGGGCGUUUUGCGUAUCGGGGUUUUGCGUAACGUCAGAGAACGUCUCAUUUAUUGGAGUAUGCGCGAACAAUACUUUGGGUUUUCGCGCCGGCAAUCUCAACAAACAUAAUCAGUCGAUAGGAGACGCCACAUCAUGGGGAAGCAGGGCUCUCAAGUCUCACGCAUUCGGCGUGAGACACGCAAUUCGACCCAUGCACACGCUCACACGCCACACUUCGUAUUUCUCACGCAGAGAAAUUACCAGGAUAGCGCCCACCAACAUGCGCCACUAUUUAACAGUGGAACAGGUAGGAAUCAAAUGGGUUCCCCUUACGAAGGGUGACCAGACGUCCUCUUUUGCCCAGACAUGCCCUCUUUUUGAGACACUUAUAAAAAUAAAUGUGUCCGGGCGGAAUUUCAAAAUCGUCCGGGAUUUUAUUAAAGCCUCAUACAUGUUCACAUUGAAUUUGCGUUGCGUUCCUCUGGGUCGGUCACAAACUACUUAAGCUACGCCCUCCCCACCUCAGUUCUGUUCGCUUUGCAUUGCUGGAAGUGAGUAGGGGGAGUGGUUAAGUAAAGCCUUCAGAUUGGACGGUUUGACUUUAGAGUUACCGUCAUGUUUUGUAUUUUUUUUUUGUUGCCAUUAUUGUUUUAUAGGGACAAACAUUAACAAAUUUCUCCUACAGGGGAUUGAUAAAGUUCUAUCUAUUGAACAGAAAGAAACACUUGGUCAUACUUUACACACUUUACCACAGCAUUGGCCUACUGAAUGCCACAGAUAUAUUUUAAGCAUUGGACUGAAUGCCACAUAAAUAUAUAAUUAUGUUUCUGCACGUUUGCAACGUUUAAAAGUUCAGGGAAAAGUAUAGCCUCUACUGGUGUUGCUUAGGCCAAUAUCCUUUUGAGGCAGUGUUUCCGAAUAUUAGUGUUAAGGGCCAAUAAUGCUUACUAUCAUACAUUAGUCACCAUGUCUGUGGACGGGUUAGGGUUCGGGCUGGCUCCAUACAUUACGAAGGAGUUAGUAAAAGAGGUCAACGAGGCAAGUGGUGGAUUCAUUGAAAUGGUUGAGGAAAUUUGAAUGCUGAGAAACUACAGCAAUUUGAAAAGAGUUUGUUUGUUUAUAUUUUAUAUUGUGUGUUGAAAGUUUGAUAUUUAAACCAAAAAUACAGCUACACUUUCACACCAUCA